Molecule: messenger RNA, 2643 nt
Organism: Lytechinus variegatus (green sea urchin)
Lineage: Eukaryota; Metazoa; Echinodermata; Echinoidea; Temnopleuroida; Toxopneustidae
Product: transmembrane protein 14C-like
Exons: 4
Coding region: 97-402 (101 amino acids)
Biological process (GO): regulation of heme biosynthetic process
Cellular component (GO): mitochondrial membrane
Source: RefSeq, a predicted model, not a curated record
UACCUGGGAAUUCUGUCGAUGUAUCCGCUUGCCUGAACUUGAAGAUCCGUAAAUAAAUCUGUAAAUCACCGGCCGAAUUGUCAACGAAUUGCCAUUAUGACUGACAUUCUUGGUUAUGGAUAUGCGGCCCUCAUCGCCAUCGGUGGAGCAAUGGGAUAUCUAAAAGCAGGUAGCACCAUGUCCCUGGCCUCUGGUCUUUUGUUUGGAGCUAUGGCCGGCUAUGGGGCAUCUCUAACUUCAAAAGACCCAAACAACUAUUUUGUCAUCUUUGGAACAUCUGUGGUGCUAACAGGUGUUAUGGGUUACCGAUAUUCCAACAGUGGUAAAUUCAUGCCAGCUGGGCUUGUUGCAUCUUUGAGUCUCUUGAUGUUACUACGAUAUGGUCUGCGGAUGAUCAAGUAGAAGCUACAAGACCUUCAUAAAGCAUUCAUUGGAGAGAUGAUAUUUUUUCACCAACUGUAUUUUGCUACUUGAACAUAAUGUAAGGUAUCCUGUACAUGUGUAUCACUGUGUGUUGUAAAUUGCAGUGGCUUAUCUAGGGGAAAGGGGCAUAUGCCUUUGACAUCACUUUGAGGGGCUGACCAAAGUGGAAAAGGUGAGAAAAAAUGUUAAAAUUUUGAUGUGACAGACCAUAAAACAAGCUUACAUCAUCAAUAUUUGCAACAGUGUGAAUAUCAGUUUACCCUUAAUGCCAGAUCAGUGCUCCGUAACACAAAGAUUAGCGAUCAUUCGCUAAAUGAAUUGACCAAUCAAGAGCAAUGUUACACACGCAUUUGUCCGCAAGAUACUGAAUAGGAACCAAUCAGAAGUAUUCUUUCAUAUUUGCUAUUCAUCGCAAACCUUUGUGUUACGGAGCCCAGAUCAUGGAUGGGGUGCAAUUUUAGCGCUUACCCCAGAAUUUUUUUUUAAAAAGAUAUUCCUGUGGUAGGUACAUGUACCUAAGUUGGUGUUUGUAUUCUCUCUGUACUAUAGAAAUAAUUUUUACAUUCUGUAGCAUUGGUUUAUUUCCUAUUCAUCUAAUGCCAGUUCGUCCAAUUGGCAACUCUUCUACUACCAUUUGGUCUAUUAUCAGUUUGUCUACUCACCACAUGGUCUACUUUCAUUUAGUCUAAUGCCAUUCCGUCUAAUCUCCAGUUGGUCCAAUAGCCAUUUAGUCCAUAUACUAUUUGGUCUAAUUAAACUAAAGUGUUAAUUGUGCAAAAUGAAUUCAAAGAAAAUGGGUAUUACUAAUAGACCAACUGAUUAUUAGACAAAUUGUAAUAGAUGAAAUGGUGAUUAGACGAAGUGAUAAUUGGACCAAAUGGUUAUUAGACCAAAUGGAUGUUAUACGAAAUCUUGGAUAGAAUGGCAUUAGACUAAAUGAAGGUAGACCAUGUGGUUAUUAGACGAGUUGGCAAUUUACUGUAGCAUCAACUUCAUUUUGAAAGAGGUUCAUUUGUUUAUCAGACAUUCUACCCCUGUCUUUUUUCCAUUUAAACAUUCAUUCAUUUUCCAAAUUAAUUUCUUGUGAUGUUCUUACGUAAGAAUAUUUCAGUUUUGUAAUGAUUUUUUUAUUCAAGAUUCGUAGCGGUGAAUAAUGUAUUGAUGGACCAAGCCUCAGUAAUCACAUGGCUCCUACAACAAUGAUCCAUGGUAAUUAUUAGAAAACUUUCACUAUUUUUCUUUUUGGGCACUUCUGGGGCUGUUGCAUUGUACCUUGCACCAGGAGAGUUUUGCUCUCAACCAAUCAGAUUCAAUGCUUUUAGUAGCUUGUAGCAUUUAUCUAAAAAGCGCAGACAUUAUGCCCCAAUCAGCCUUUCAUGAUAAAAUGGACUGGUGAAAUACAUAAGUGGUUUUGAAUCUGUGACCAUGGUCUAUCAAGAUUUUAUACAUAACGUACAAUUACACUUUUACAUGAAUCAAGACUACCGUAAGUCCCAUUAGAAAUGUAUGCAUUUCUCAAAGUCCGCUAAGUUCACACUUGUUAAUAACUACGCAAACAACAUUAAUGAGCGAACUUUGUAAAAUUGAUUGAAAUAAAUAGUGGGCGAAUUAAUAAUGUCAUCUCGGUAACAUGAAUUUAGCAUAGUAACACGAAAGUGUGCAAUCAUCUUUAGACUCUCAGUCAAUAUACAAACAGUACACAUUCAUGUGCAUUAAGCAUAUUUUCAGACUACUGAUUCCGAAAGAGCCUUUUUAUUUUGGAGCCUUUAAGAGACAUGGGAAUUGCAAGUAACUUAAAUAUUUGUAAGCUCCCAAACUAAGUCCUUGAUUUAAUGCAAAUUUAUAGCGAAUUUACACUCAAUUGCAACUCGACUUUCUUACAAUACUCCAUUGUGCUUUAUUUUUGGUCUUACACUUGGUUUGCAAUAAAACGUACAUGUAAGUUUCUUGCAAUGCCCCUGUAGACAAUAGGGGGGGGUACAUCAUUGUUAAUUCUUUGUGGUGUAAAGCCACCCAAUCAUUAUGUACCACAUUUUUUAUUUUGAAAAUCAGCCACAUUUUGUGGGGUAUCUUUUAAUGCAUUGUAGAGCAUUCUAUGUACGUUGUCAUUUAUCAGAAAUGUAGUGUAUUACUAGAAUAUAUGAGAUUAUCAGGUUGAUGUAAUUUCAUAAUACUGUAUAUACAUUUAAUUCAUGUAUUGACAAUAAACAAAGAACAGUA